AUGUCCUCACAAAGUACCAAGAAAGGAGCUUUAAUCUUCCUACAUGGACUGGGAGAUUCUCCCGCUGGAUGGUCCGACCUCAAACGAAGCUUGCCAUCCUAUCAUGCUAGUCUAUCAGACAUUGAGUAUGUUUUCCCGGCAGCACCUAUAAUUCCAAUUACCAUCAAUGGUGGAACGACAAUGCCCGGCUGGUUUGAUUUGUAUGACUGGCCAAUUGCAGUUGGUUCGAAGGAUGACAAGGAGGGACUGAUGACUGCUGUUCAAGUGGUGGAAGAUCAGGUCGAGAAACUGGAAAAGGAUGGGAUCCCACGCUCCAAAAUUGUUGUUGGUGGCUUUAGUCAAGGAGGUGCCAUUGCAUUGCUGACUGCAUACCGUAACCAAAAGGAAGCUUUUGCUGGAUGUGUCGGCUUAAGUGCUUGGCUCACUAUUCCAGACGACUUGGACGUUAGCGAUUCUGCCAAGAAGACUCCGCUCUUUUGGGGACAUGGAAAGUUCGAUGACAAAGUUCUGUUCCCCCAACAACAGUUCGGAGUGGGCAAGUUUCUCGAGAGUGGAGUGACUGUUACUGACAAAUCGUAUCCCAUGGGGCAUUCGAGCUAUCCUGACGAAAUGAACGACUUUGCUGAUUUCUUGGAUGGUUGUAUGUUUGGAAGUGGAAAGAACGAUGAGCUCUAG
This is a messenger RNA of Cylindrotheca closterium, 675 nucleotides long. Lineage: Eukaryota; Bacillariophyta; Bacillariophyceae; Bacillariales; Bacillariaceae. The record is from the annotation of a GenBank genome assembly.